Molecule: messenger RNA, 1736 nt
Organism: Solanum pennellii
Lineage: Eukaryota; Viridiplantae; Streptophyta; Magnoliopsida; Solanales; Solanaceae
Product: zinc finger protein VAR3, chloroplastic-like
Exons: 6
Coding region: 45-1487 (480 amino acids)
Cellular component (GO): cytoplasm
Molecular function (GO): mRNA binding
Source: RefSeq, a predicted model, not a curated record
CUUAAAUCCCAAACCUCUUCUAAGCAAGUCCAAGUCUAGAUAAAAUGUUGAAGAUAUUCACAUCAUCAAACAAAAUUAUUCAAAACUCUUCCAUUUUCAUAUCCAUAUCCAAUUUCCAUACCAAAAACUCAGCAAUCCAGUUCAUUCUUGAAGAAGGUAAAACGCUUCAAUCUCAACAAACCACUAAGCAGAACGAAGAAGUUGAGUUUAGCAGAAAACCUAAUUCUGGAAUUCAGACUCCUCAACUAUGGCCUGAAUGGGUGAAUUUGAUGGACAAGUUGUUAAAAAUUGGAUAUUUUGAUGGAUUCGGAAACCCUUUUGGAAAUGCUCAAUGGGAUGCAAACCUAAUUAGAACUGCUUGUUUGAAUUUUGCUCGACACCGAUUUGAUCUCAUAAGGGCCAUGGUAACAGAUAUUUGUCCCCGCAAGAUAUUGAGGUGCUUGCAAGUUGUGGCUGUCCAAGCAUGGAUAGAAAAGUUGUCAACUCUGGAAAGCGCCUUAGAGUAUUGUUCGGCAUCGAGGAAGGAAAUCUUCUGCAUAUUGAGGGAAAGUUGUGAGAGGGCUUAUGCCGUGCCACGUAAAGAUCAAGGUGGUCGAACUGUUGAUGUUAUGCGUCUAUUAUUGACUUAUGGACUUAAUCCAAUUACUGGUGCUGUGGAGAAUAAACCAUCCUUGAACAAAAGAGUUGAGGAAUCAGCAAGAAAGCUGUUGAAAGAAAUUGUGAAUCUCAGUUCUGUGGAACUCUUUUGUGAAACAAAGAAAUCCACAAACCCUUGGAAUCCAUCUGUACAAGGUGAUCAUGAAGAAGAAGGUCAGAUCAAUGCUCUGAGGAAACAUGGUGAUUGGGUUUGUCCCGAAUGCAACUUCUUAAAUUUUUCUAGAAAUGCUAAGUGCUUACGGUGCAAUGGCUUGAAUCACGAAAGACUUAACAAGUUAAGACAGGAGCAGGAUCAUCUUCCAUUAAAGAAAGGCGACUGGAUUUGCUCCAAAUGCCAUUUUAUGAAUUUCGCAAAGAAUACAAGGUGCUUGCAGUGUACAGAAAAGCCACCUAAACGGCACCUUAAUCCUGGAGAGUGGGAGUGUGAAUCGUGCAACUACAUCAAUUUCAAAAGAAACACGGUGUGCUUGAAAUGUGAUCACAGACGACCAAAAGCAUCUAGCUGUGCAGGUUCUUCCUGUGGAUCUGCAAAUCAAAAUAGAAGCAUUAGUCGAACACGGCCUUAUUUUGGUGAACUGAAUGAAGAAACAGAUGAGGAAUGGCAAUUGAUUGAGAGUGAGUGUGAAGAUCGUUUGAGCUCAAUGCCAGAGAAUGAGGUUGUUGAUUUUCCUGUUUUAGGGGGGAAUAGUGAAUUGUCUCGAGAUGCAAAGAAGCAAGAAAGGUGGAAGACUGGAAAUAAAAAAAAAAAUGGUGAUGAAUUGAAUAAUAAGUAUUUUCAAAAUAGUGGCAAUGAGGAAAUGGAUGAGUGGUUUGGGCAUAAAAAUGUGUGAAUCAGUGGGAAACUUUAAAGAAGCUAGCUGAAGGGACUCGCCCUAUCUUCCUGUUUUCGAAGCUGUUCUGGAUUUUGCAAUUCAAAAGGAGAACUGUGAUCCCGGACGCCUCAACUUACUUUUUGUUCUAUGUAAUGAUCUGUAGGAUCCAGAUGGACUCAUGGUCCUCUAUCAUUGUACAAAUGUUUGAUCAAUAGAAUUCAUCUUUUCUGACCCCAACAAAAACACUUUAAGGAAGAUACUAUGAAA